GUGAGGUUAUGAAUUUGUUUAUUUUUGAUUUUAAACAUUUUUUUAGAAAAAUGUGGGGAACUACUUCUGAAAAAAGAAGAAAAUAUAUUUGUGUUAAUUGUGGUACUCCUAUCAAGAGUUUAUAUAAAAAAUACAGCGCCACUGUAUUAAAAUUAAGAGAAUGUGAAUUUUGCCAUAAUGUUGCUGAUAAAUACUUAGAAUAUGAUAUUGUUAUAAUUGCUAUUGAUUUAGUACUUCUUCAAAGAACUGCAUACCGGCAUAUCCUUUUCAAUCUAGAAUUUAAGAAUUUUUGGAAAUUGUCGGUUAUCCUUUUAUUGAUGGAAGCAUACUCAGAAUUAAUGAGGAAUUCUCCACAACGGGCGGUAAAAAAUGACGAAGAAGAAAAACUCUUUUUGAACGAAUUUAAUGAAAUGACUGAUUUUUUGUUUUACAAGCUUAGUUUCAGUGUUGCGUUAAAAACUGCAACUUUCAUGUCAGUAUUACACUUUCUAACAAAAAUUUACUGCAAAGUAUUAGGCAAAAAUGUAAUAACGUUUAUGAUGAUGUGGAAGACUUUGACUAUUUCAAGUUUUGGAACAUUCUUACUCUUACCAUCUCUGAUUUGGGACACUAGUGUUCAAGAAGUACAUCUUGCUGUUGUCUCUCUAUUUACAACAAUGUCCCAAUUAUUGGCAUACACAGUUGUGUGCAACUGUCCAAAGCUCUGGAGUAUUACUGCAAUAUUCUGUGCUUACUAUUGUAAAGUAUUUUGUUUUGAUAUUUUCCAAAUGAUUGUUACGAGACUGACUUAAAUAAAUUUUGAUCAAGCGUUUA
Molecule: messenger RNA, 813 nt
Organism: Tribolium madens (black flour beetle)
Lineage: Eukaryota; Metazoa; Arthropoda; Insecta; Coleoptera; Tenebrionidae
Gene: Arv1
Product: protein ARV1
Exons: 5
Coding region: 9-791 (260 amino acids)
Biological process (GO): regulation of plasma membrane sterol distribution; sterol metabolic process; sphingolipid metabolic process
Cellular component (GO): Golgi apparatus; cortical endoplasmic reticulum
Source: RefSeq, a predicted model, not a curated record